CGCCAUUAAAUUUAAACAGUUUAGUAGUAUAUUAGUGUAAUUAAAGCUAAUCUAUUUAAUACAACUAAAUAAUACUAAUAAUAUUUUUAAAUAAUAAUAAUAAUUAUGGAUAGUAUUGAUCCUGAAAUAUAUAGCAAAAAAAAUAAUAUCCAUUAUUUAUUUGCAAUGGAGUCUAUUAAACAAUUAAACAUUGAUAAUAGAUCCUAUGAUUUGAUUGUCGACUUGGGCUGCGGUGACGGCGGUAUUACCAAACAUUUGUUUGGCAAACAUUUACCACAUAAACGGUUGAUCGGUAUCGAUGUGGUCGACGAUAUGAUAAGCUAUGCCCGCAAUCAUAAUAUGGAUGAUACUAUUGAAUAUGUUAUGCAAGACAUGAGCAUAGGUUGGCCAGAGAUAGCUAGUCCACGGGUUCGGCAAUUGGACGGUACGGUUGAUCUACUUAUAUCUAACUUUGCUCUACAAUAUAUGCCCGAUAAGUGUCAAGUGAUGAACACUUGUAGUCGCUUACUGUCCUCCACCACCACCACCACCACCACCAAUACGGGCGGUAUAUUUCAUGCAAAUAUCGCUAUUCUGCCCGAUCUUAACAAAAAAUUGGUUACAACUAAAGGCCCGCCGAAACAAUGGUAUCCGACAAUUGAUAAACAAAUCGCUGAUUGGAAACAAUCAAUAAUUGCUAAUCAAUUAGAUAUUAAACAACUAAUGACUAUUGAUUACGAUUGGACUAUAGAUAGGCAAACAAUGAUUGACUUUAUGCCAGUAAUCCAAUCAAACUAUCGGUCAUUUUUCAAAAAUCAAUCGGACUUUGAGGCCGAACUCAAUGACCACUUAUCGGACACACUGUUCGAUGCAUUUGUCAACCCGACGGCUCCGGACCCGAAACCCAAGGCUUGGCAACAGUUUAUAGCCGACACUACCGUUACGGAAGUUGUCGUUCAUUUUAUUACCAUAAGAGUAACGGCUAUUAAACAACAACAAAAAAAUAAAUUAAUUAAUUAAUUAAUUAACUAAUUAAUUA
Oppia nitens is the source of this 1018-nucleotide messenger RNA. RefSeq lists its product as uncharacterized. The record is from RefSeq and is a predicted model, not a curated record. The transcript is spliced from 3 exons. NCBI's taxonomy places the organism in Eukaryota, Metazoa, Arthropoda, Arachnida, Sarcoptiformes, Oppiidae. The coding region runs from base 106 to 999 and encodes 297 amino acids.